Drosophila biarmipes is the source of this 782-nucleotide messenger RNA. RefSeq lists its product as uncharacterized. The transcript has 2 exons. The record is from RefSeq and is a predicted model, not a curated record. NCBI's taxonomy places the organism in Eukaryota, Metazoa, Arthropoda, Insecta, Diptera, Drosophilidae. The coding region runs from base 155 to 610 and encodes 151 amino acids.
UCGCGCUCGAUCGCCGCUUUUAUCGUCUGUGAUAUUACGUUUUUAUUGGCCAAAAGGGCCAGAGUGCCGAAAAGCACACCAAAGCCGCUUAGGUUCAAAAAUAAAUAUUUCGAUUUUUUACUGAGCGAACUUGAGCUGGGCAUUAAGCCACGCAAUGAAAACGAUAAACCACACCAUCGGCUUUCUGCUAUUGGCAGCUUACCUUCCUUGCCUAACCUGGGCAGCCCCUGCCCUCCACUUCAGAGAUCCGGCGCCAGAUGAACUGGAGGCCUAUCCCACGUCGCCCAGCCAGGUGCUGCCCAUUCAACCCGUGCUGAUCUAUCCAAAGCCACGCGAGAAUCUCUACCAGGCGCGAACCCUGGCAGGACGAAAUGAAGAGCAGGACAUCAUCUUCGUGAAGCUGCUGGAGGACAAGUCCGGUGGCUAUCGGCCGAAGCAGCAGCGCCUUGUCCUGGAGGAUACGAAACCCUCGCAGCGCAAGAACCUGGGCCUGAAGGACAUAUUCUAUGUGAAGGCCCUCACCAACGGGCGAUUCAGCCACGAACGCCUGAAGGUCUACCGAGUGCCCGAGUUCUACGCCAUCAGCGUGUUCAGCAACGGCGACAAAUGAGGCAGGACACCGGGUGUUAACGAUAAAAGGAGUAAUAUAAGUUAUUUUUAAGACGCUAUAAAUAAAUACCUCAGGAGUGCCGAAGUGCAGUGUCGUUUUUGUUGCUCUGAACUCUUAUCGCGGCGCCACUUUGCGUUCGCGGAUUUACACACAAUUUCAAUUACUCAUAAGC